GGCUCCCAGCCCACAUCCAGGUGAGCGUCCCGGUGCUCUCCCUGAUGCUUGGCCCCGUGCCUACGCCAGCGCUCGCUCCGCUUCCCUCGACGCUGCCAAUGCCCACCCCGGUGCCCUUCCUGGUGCCGGAGCCGCCUGAGCAGCGGGGUCUGGGGGGCGGUGGCCUCGCGGAGGCGGCGCCGUGCCGGGGAGGGUCCGGUGCCGCUGGGCGUGGCCACGCCGGUGCCGGGGCCCGUGCCGGGGCUCGGGGCGCUCCUGUUUGCAGGGCGGCGGUGCGGGGUGCGAAGCUGCGGGAGUCGAUGCUGACCGUCGAACUCGCCGCCGCUGGAACCAUGUCCCAGCCCGAGGCGGAGCGGGCAGGCGGCGGCUCCGCGGUGGACCCGGGGCUCCCCGGUAGGGCACCGCACCGUAACCGCGGCCGGAGGCCCUCGGGACGAGACUCCCGCCGCGCUUCCUCCCGCUUCAACCGGCGGAGUUCGGUGGAACUGGAGCUGCUGGGCUACCCGGGGCCGAGCGUGGGGUCACCGCCGCCGCCGGGCACCGCGGCUCACCGUGAGCCGGAGGAGACGGAGAGCGAGGAGGUGGAGACGCGCGCCGUGGCCACUUCUCCCGACGGCCGAUUCCUCAAGUUCGACAUCGAGAUUGGCCGGGGCUCCUUCAAAACCGUCUACAAGGGGCUGGACACGGAGACAACAGUGGAGGUGGCGUGGUGCGAGCUGCAGACACGGAAGCUGUCCAAGACAGAGCGGCAGCGCUUCAGUGAGGAGGUGGAGAUGCUGAAGGGGCUGCAGCAUCCCAACAUUGUUCGCUUCUACGACUCCUGGAAGUCGUCUGUCAAAGGGCAGAUCUGCAUUGUGCUGGUCACUGAGCUAAUGACAUCUGGCACCCUUAAGACCUAUCUGAAGCGGUUCAAGGAGAUGAAGCUGAAAGUACUGCAGCGCUGGAGCCGUCAGAUUCUCAAAGGGCUGCACUUCCUGCACACUCGCUCACCCCCCAUCAUCCACCGUGACCUCAAGUGCGACAACAUCUUCAUCACCGGCCCCACCGGCUCCGUCAAGAUCGGGGACCUGGGGCUGGCCACGCUCAAGCGUGCCUCCUUCGCCAAGAGCGUGAUAGGAACCCCUGAAUUCAUGGCCCCAGAGAUGUAUGAGGAGAAGUACGAUGAAGCGGUGGAUGUGUACGCCUUCGGGAUGUGCAUGCUGGAGAUGGCCACCUCGGAGUACCCCUACUCGGAGUGCCAGAACGCUGCCCAGAUCUACCGCAAGGUCACCUCAGGCCUGAAGCCCAGCAGCUUCUACAAGGUGAAGGUGCCUGAGUUGAAGGAGAUCAUCGAGGGCUGCAUUCGCAUGGAUAAGGACGAAAGAUACACCAUCCAGGACCUGCUGGAGCACUCCUUCUUCCAGGAGGACACAGGGGUGCAUGUGGAGCUGGCUGAGGAGGAUGAUGGCAUUAAGUCAGGGCUCAAGCUGUGGCUGCGGAUGGAUGACACAAAGAAGCUGCAUGGCAAGUACAAGGACAACAAUGCCAUCGAGUUUCUCUUUGAGCUCUACAAGGAUGUGGCAGAGGAGGUGGCUCAGGAAAUGGUCGUCCUGGGCUUUGUCUGUGAGGCUGACUACAAGCUGGUGGCGAAGGCGGUGCGGGACCGCGUGGUCGCCAUCAAGCGCAAGCGGGAGAAACUGAAGCGUGCCCAGGAUGUGGUGCCACAGGCUGAGCUGGGGCAGGCGCCGGGCGUCCUGCAGCUGUUGGAGGACCUCAAGUCCCCACUGGCACCAGGCAUCCCUGCACCUGCCCCAGCCACCACCGGCUCCAGGGACUCUGUUUUCAGCAGCACCUUCCCACCAGAGCCUGAGGAACCUGAGGCUGACCAGCAUUUUGUGUACCGGCACACGAGCUACUCCUCGGCCACCUCUGACUGCGAAACAGAUGGCUACUUGAGCUCCUCUGGCUUUCUCGACUCCCCAGACGUGUCUCAUCGCAGUGCUUCAAUGGGGACUCCCACUAGCCCCCCACCCACCCGCUCCACACGUUGCUUCCCCACGAGCAUCGCAGUGCAGCUACCCUCUGAGCGCCUGCCCACAGCCAGCGGCUUCUCUUCUCCAGUGGACAGCUAUGCCUCGGAUGUGGCAUCAGGCAUGAGCGACGGCUGUGAGGGGCUCUCUGCUGGUGAGCAGAGCAGCAAGCUGCCAGCCAAGCGGGCAGUGGGGAGGCUGCAGCGACGCAGAGCCCGGUCCCGGCUGCGCAUCACCAAUAUCUCCGACAAGAACGAUCGGGUGGUGGAGUGCCAGCUGCAGACCUACAACAACAAGAUGGUGACAUUCAAGUUCGACCUGGAUGGGGACAACCCAGAGGAAAUCGCAGCUGUCAUGGUCCACAAUGAGUUCAUCCUCAAGUCGGAGCAGGACAGCUUCAUCCACCGCAUUCAGGACAUCAUCCACCGUGUGGAGACUCUGCUGCGCAAGGACGGGCAAAGUGCAUCUGAGCCGCCCGAGAGCCCCGAGGCUGAGUGUGUCACCGGCCAUCCUCAGGCAGAGCUGCAGCUGCAGGAGCUGUCACACUCCAUCUCCUCCUCCUCACUCAGUGACCUGGGCUGCACCAGCCCCAGCACCUCGCUCCAGUCACCCACCCUGCCAGCGCCGAGCAGCUCCCCAUUGGAGAAUGACCUCUCCAGCCCUGCAGAGCCACUGCCGGGCUCCCCUGCAGGCUUGGCGCAGCCCUGGCCUCUCAUCUCAUCAUCUCCAUCCUGGAUGACAGCAUCACCGGUGCUCCUACAGACACCCCCAGGCUCUUCAGGAAUGUCUGUUCCCCCUGCUCUGCCAGUCCCUUCAUCCCCCAUCCCCAGUGGACCCAGGAGUCCCAUGAGCCCCCCCGUGACCAGCACACCCUGGUCCCCAACCACCCCCCUCCUGUCCUUGGCCAAUGUCUUUUCCCUGGCAGUGAUGAGCGUGGCCCACACGCUACUGCCUGCUGUCUCCUCCAUUGCCAGCUCAGGUGGGCACCUCUACCCCCCACUGCUGCCUCGGCCACAGAAUCUCGUCCUUGGGCCCCCACGCUUUGUUUACCCUGACCCUGCCAGUAUGGCAAAAUCCUCCCUGUCUUGCAGCGGGCCUCUGGGGGCUGACGUCCCUGCUAUGGAGGGGCCCGUGCCAUUCUCUCCUCCGACAGCAGUUCCUCUGUGCCCCACCGGAGGUCCCUUGACGAUGCCAAGCACAGUCAUGCCAGGGAGCCCGGAGGGCAGCACAGUGCCGUUUGUCUCCCUCAAGCCCGAUCACCCACUCAUCGUCUCAGAGUCGCCAGCAUCCAGUGUGCCCAAGGCCCGGCUGUCACCUAUCAAUGAAGAAGCCAAGCCCCAGAUCCUGGGCCGCUUCCAGGUGACACCAUCCAAGGAGCCAGCUGUCACAUCCCCAGUGCUGGGCAGCAGUGAGAGCAAGCAGCACGGCACAGAGCUGGCUGUGAGCAGCUCUCUGCUGCCCACCACCUCUGGCACAGGGAGCAGCACGAGCAGCACGAGCAGCAACUCUGACUCAGAGCUGGAGAUGGCAGUGCAGAACCCUGAGGAGGAGGCGGUAGCUGAGGAGGGGACAGCAGUGCCGGCAGAGAGUGACCGGGAGGGCCCUGGGGAGGAGAGUGCUCCGCAGACGAUGCUGAGCCAGGUAUGGCUGAGCCAGUCCCGCAGUUUGUCCUAUGUGAGCAGCGAUGACAGUGAGAGCGAGGACGAGGAGAUCUGGGAGGAGCUGCAGACCCUGCGCCAAAAGCACUUGGCUGAAGUACAGCUGCUGCAAAGCACCCAGAAGAAGGAGAUUGAGGAACUGUACCUGCGGAUGGGGAAGCAGCCCCCGCUGGGCAUCGUCUCCCCUGCUGCCAUGCUCUCCAGCCGCCAGCGUCGCCUCUCCAAGGGCAGUUUCAACCCCUCCCGCCGCAACAGCUUGCAGCGCCUGGAGUUGGCGCAGCCCCCAGGAAUCAUGCGCCGGAAUUCACUGAGUGGCAGCAGCACUGGCUCCCAGGAGCAGCGGCUGAGCAAGGGCGUGACAUUUGCAGAUGAUUUCAGCUGGAUGCCAGCUGGCCAGGAGUUACUUCAUGAGCUACCUCAACAGUGUGCCUGUUGCCCCCAGGGGGUGAGAGAGCCUCUGCACCAUCUGGAAGGAUGGUGGGCACUCACCUCGGGAAGCCUGGCCCUUUGCCUUUCUGCACCCUAUCAAGACUUCACUGUUGGUACCUGCUGCUUCUGCACCAGACAGAGGGCUGUCCCCACACUUGUCCGAUAUGCUCUUUCCUGUGUGCCCCAGCCCUGUCUCAUCCCAGUGGCACACAGCCAUUUGCUUGAGCUUGGCCCCAGAAGCAGGAGGGAUGAGUGCUGACACUGCUCAUAGCAUCACUGUGCUGCACUUUGCUCCUGGCUCCCAGAGCAGAACUGAACACCCCUUGCAUCCACUUCACCCCUGCCACCGCGCUGUCCUCCAACCAUCCUUCAGUCCACGUGCACAACCCAAGGCCACCUCACAGCUUCACCUCCGGCUCCCCAGCUGUUGUCCAUGGCUCAAAGUGCCACUUUCCUCUUGCAAGCUGCCAGGACCAAAGCUGGCUCCAGAGCAAGAUGAUGCCACCCUCAGCCCCCUAAAAAAUGACAGCCCAGUGCAUUUUGUUACAAACUGAACUCUAGAAAGUGUUUUCAUAAAUACAGAUUGAAUACCAAGCA
This is a messenger RNA of Tympanuchus pallidicinctus (lesser prairie-chicken), 4693 nucleotides long. RefSeq names its product WNK lysine deficient protein kinase 4 (gene WNK4). Gene Ontology annotation, biological process: protein phosphorylation; negative regulation of sodium ion transport; positive regulation of potassium ion import across plasma membrane. Lineage: Eukaryota; Metazoa; Chordata; Aves; Galliformes; Phasianidae. The record is from RefSeq and is a predicted model, not a curated record. Gene Ontology annotation, cellular component: cytoplasm; cytosol. Gene Ontology annotation, molecular function: potassium channel inhibitor activity; protein serine/threonine kinase activity; chloride channel inhibitor activity.